AACAAAAGACCUCCAAAUAAUUGCAAAAGUGUGCAAUAACACAAAAAAACAGAGAAAAAUGGCAGAUAAAAAUAAGCAGAAGAAGAAGCACUUCGUUCUGGUUCACGGCUUCUGCCACGGAGCUUGGUGCUGGUACAAGCUCGUAAGCAUGCUCAAGAUCAACGGCAGACACAGCGUCACCGCAUUGGACCUCGGUGGAUGUGGGGUCCACCCUAAGCAGCUCCAUCUCAUUUCUUCCUUUUCCGAUUUUUCUCAGCCGUUGAUCGAUUUCUUGGCUCGUCUUCCGGACGACGAGACGGCGAUCUUGGUCGGCCAUAGCUACGGCGGAAUUCCGAUUUCUGUGGCUAUGGAGAAUUUCCCGAACAAGAUUUCCCUCUCGGUUUUCGUCACUGCUUACAUGCCUAAUUGUACGGACCCGCCCGCAACUCUCAUUCAUGAGUUCUUCAAAAGGUGCUCAAUGGAGUCACUCAUGGAUUGCGAAUUCACGUUCGACGAAGCCUCGGGGAAAUUACCAAUUUCAGCUAACCUCGGCCCAAAUUACAUGGCCACCAAACUUUACAAAAACUGCCCAUUAGAGGAUUUGGAGUUGAGCAAAAUGCUGAUAAGGCCGAGCUUGUUUUUCUUGGAGGAAACGAGCAAGAAAGCGUUGCUGUCACAAGAGAAUUACGGUUCGGUGAAACGGUGCUAUGUAGUAUGCGAGGACGACGAGGUUAUGGGGGAAGAAUUUCAGAGGUAUAAUGUCGAAAAUAGCCCUCCGGACGACGUAGUUACCAUACCAGAUGCUGGUCAUAUGGUCAUGCUAACAAAACCAGAGAUGCUCUGCCUUCGUUUGCUGGAAUUAGCUGACAAAUAUUAGUUGAUAAAAUACUUGUUUGGCUUGUUGGCAAGUUUUAGUAGCACUGAAAAUCGAUCGGAUCGGAUUGAAAUUACCACUUGUUGAAAAUUUCCGGUUCUUAUUAUGUGAACUAAAAUAAAUCCGAAAUCAGAAUUCAAAAACUUAUUCCAAAA
This is a messenger RNA of Erythranthe guttata (spotted monkey flower), 1008 nucleotides long. It is a transcript of the gene MES10, whose product is annotated as methylesterase. The record is from RefSeq and is a predicted model, not a curated record. Gene Ontology annotation, biological process: jasmonic acid metabolic process; salicylic acid metabolic process. Gene Ontology annotation, molecular function: methyl salicylate esterase activity; methyl indole-3-acetate esterase activity; methyl jasmonate esterase activity. Lineage: Eukaryota; Viridiplantae; Streptophyta; Magnoliopsida; Lamiales; Phrymaceae.